AUCCAUCUUCAUUUGUACUCCAUUCUUCGUCGCGAGCAGCUCGUUUUGGGGCAGCACAGUCUGUGAAGCAAUUUGUUAAUUUAUUUAAGUUUAAUUUCGAAAUCAUUUCGUUUCAACGUGUGAAGCCGAUUUACCAUGGCGUACCAGCUGACGAAAAUUGGAUCCGCCCUGUCGGGGAACCUGACCAAAACCGCUCUGCGAAGCAUCAGCACCACUGGAGCUGUGUACGAACCCAGGAAGCUCCCCGAUAAGACCGGUAAGAAUGUAGUGCUGGUGGACGGAGUUCGAACGCCAUUCCUCAUGUCCGGUACCGACUACUCAAAGCUGAUGCCACACGAACUGGCUCGUCACUCUUUGCUGAGCCUGUUGCGCAAAACCAAGCUCGACAAGGAACUGGUCGACUACAUUGUCUACGGAACCGUCAUUCAGGAGGUCAAAACGUCGAACAUUGCCCGCGAAGCUGCCCUGGCUGCAGGAUUCAGUGACAAAACUCCCGCUCACACUGUUACCAUGGCAUGCAUCAGCUCCAACCAGGCCAUCACCACCGGAAUGGGUCUGAUUGCCACCGGAACCUACGACGUAAUUGUGGCCGGAGGCGUAGAAUUCAUGUCCGAUGUGCCAAUCCGUCACAGCCGAAAGAUGCGUGCUCUGAUGUUGAAAGCCAACAAGGCCAAAACCCCCCUUCAGCGUCUUCAGCUAUUGUCGUCCAUCCGACCGGACUUCUUCAUUCCAGAACUGCCAGCAGUGGCAGAGUUCUCGUCCGGUGAAACCAUGGGCCACUCAGCAGAUCGCUUGGCCGCUUCAUUCAACGCUUCCCGCCAAGAGCAAGACGAUUACGCUCUCCGGUCGCACACCCUAGCCAAGGAAGCCCAGGAAAAAGGUUACUUCACCGAUCUGGUCCCAUUCAAGGUGUCCGGAGUAGACAAAACCGUUGAGAAGGACAACGGCAUUCGCGUCUCGAGCAAGGAAGCUCUGGCCAAGCUACGUCCCGCUUUCGUGAAACCAUACGGAACCGUCACGGCUGCCAACGCUUCCUUCCUAACGGACGGAGCUUCCGCGUGUUUAAUCAUGACCGAAGAAAAGGCAAAGGCCCUUGGACUGCGUCCAAAGGCUUAUCUGCGAGAUUUCCUGUACGUGUCGCAAGACCCGAUCGACCAGCUGUUGUUGGGACCCGCCUACGGUAUCCCAAAGCUGCUGAAGAAGGCCGGCCUUACGCUGAAGGACAUCGACUCGUGGGAAAUCCAUGAAGCCUUCGCCGGUCAAAUUAUUGCCAACCUGAAAGCCCUCGACUCGGACUACUUCUGCAAGAACUAUCUCGGUCUCAGCGAGAAGGUCGGAACCCCAGAUCUGAACAAGUGGAACAACUGGGGUGGAUCGCUCUCGAUUGGCCAUCCGUUUGCGGCCACUGGCGUUCGGCUCUGCAUGCACACUGCCAACCGGUUGGUGCGCGAAAAUGGUCAGCUGGGUCUGGUGGCGGCUUGCGCUGCCGGAGGACAGGGCGUGGCCAUGCUGCUCGAACGGCACCCGGAUGCCAACGCCGAAUAGUGGGUAAGAGUUGUGUUUUGAUUUCCCGUUGGGGCUUGCAUUUCGGUGUUGCAAGGGGAUCGUCACUUGCAGGAGGAUCCGUUAAAAAAAAUGUUUUCAAUAAGACUAGAAGAUCGGACAUCCCUUCCCUCUUCGACAAUCCUGAUGUUGUUUGUUUAGGUUUCACCCCAAUGUCAUAAGUAAUAUAGUUAAAGUCGAGUAUCAUGUUUAUUUUUUACACGUUUUUGGUAGCAUAUUAUAUCUAUACCUAUAUUUAAUGAAA
This is a messenger RNA of Aedes aegypti (yellow fever mosquito), 1807 nucleotides long. It is a transcript of the gene Mtpbeta, whose product is annotated as trifunctional enzyme subunit beta, mitochondrial. NCBI's taxonomy places the organism in Eukaryota, Metazoa, Arthropoda, Insecta, Diptera, Culicidae. The coding region runs from base 136 to 1545 and encodes 469 amino acids. The record is from RefSeq and is a predicted model, not a curated record. The transcript has 4 exons. Gene Ontology annotation, molecular function: acyltransferase activity, transferring groups other than amino-acyl groups. Gene Ontology annotation, biological process: fatty acid beta-oxidation.